This is a messenger RNA of Nipponia nippon (crested ibis), 399 nucleotides long. The record is from RefSeq and is a predicted model, not a curated record. NCBI's taxonomy places the organism in Eukaryota, Metazoa, Chordata, Aves, Pelecaniformes, Threskiornithidae.
AUGGCGGCGCUGGUGGUGGCGGUGCUGGUGGCGGCGGUGCUGGUGGGGGCCGAGGCGCAGUGCCCGGCCCCCAGCGCCCUGCGGACGGCCAAUGGCACCCGCAUCUGCGCCCAGCUCUACACCGACAACAGCCCCUACUACGACCAGUGCUGCGGGGGGUCCGUCCUGGUGGUGGACUGCGGCGCUGACGUCCCCUACAUGCCCCACAACUGGUCCGCCACCAUCUCCUCCUUGGUGGUGGGCACCCGCUGCGAGCUGACUGUCUGGUCUCGGGCCGGCAAGAAGGGGAAGAGUCGGCGUUUUGGGGCUGGCACGGUGCCGCGGUUGCAGGAGGUGCAGCGGGGGCUCUUCGGCAACUGGAACAACGCCAUCAGGGGUUACUACUGCAAGUGCAACUGA